Molecule: messenger RNA, 744 nt
Organism: Sphaeroforma arctica JP610
Lineage: Eukaryota; Ichthyosporea; Ichthyophonida
Exons: 1
Coding region: 1-744 (247 amino acids)
Source: RefSeq, a predicted model, not a curated record
AUGAAGCGCUUCAUAGCUAUGCUUACCGCGGCUGUUCUGCUUACGUGGUCAUUCAUCGCGUCUCUUGUCGGUCUCGUAUCUUUUCACUGGUGGUCAGGACCGGGUGGCUUUCAACUGGGCAUAGCUUCGAAUUGUCAAGAGUUUGCGGAGAGUGAUGUUAAUGGUUUGACAUUCAACAAGUGCGUUCAUUAUAACAUUGGGGCCUAUAGUAAUUCAACAGAGACGUGGAUGGCGGGACUGCUGAUAGUUUCUAUCCUUAAUGGUGGCAUAUGCUUGCUCAUAAUGCUUUUCAAGACCAUUUUCAUAUUCUGUUGCUACAAUCUUGCUGGACCAUCAACAGCAACCUUCACGGUCAUCCAGGCGCUGCUGAUCGUUACAGUAUGCAUACUCGUGGGUAAGAACUAUGGAUUCGAGUAUCCCGAAGGAGCAGAUUCCUUAGGUGCUACAUACUAUAUCGUUAUAUCAGCCGCUGUUGGAAGUAUGUGCGCUGCCGCAUUGACAGGCGUGGAUACAAUAAACAAUCGCAGGGAAAAAAUGACUAAGAAGAGUAGCACCGCGCAAGGGGUAGAGCAGCCACCAAUGAAUAUCACCAAUGUCAGCAACGCCCCGUCAAACAUGCCGCAGCGAUAUACAGGCGGGAAUAAGGAGAAGAAACUGCAAGAUAUAUACGCCGUAUAUAUACUCAGAUUGCAAGAUAUAAUAGUACCGAUAGAUAGUAAUGCGAUAUUUACUGUUACUAGUUAA